UGGCGAAGAAAUGGGAAAAACUUUGCAGACGUAAGGAUAGAAGCAUGAUCCCUCAGAAUGACAGGAUCUGCAGCUGUCACUUUGUAGAUGGUGAGAAGCGUAAUGGCCCCACCCUCUUCCCAUGGAGUUGUGGAAAAAUGUUCAAUUUCCCUGAUCCGAGCAAAAUAAACAGCUUGUCGAGAACCGAAAAAAAAGAGAUAAAAGAAAAAGCAGUCUCUGAAGACCAGUGUGAAUCUACUGCAAUGUCAUGUCAACCAUUACACGUUUCUCUAGAUCACACCUAUCAGGCUUCAUAUCAUCAGUUAAAAGAAGAGAAUCAGAACCUGAGGCGUGAGGUUGAAGAACUAAGAAUACAGGUCAGGAUGAUGUCAACAAAGCGAGCAUUCAGGAUUGGUGAUAUCAUAAGUGAAGAAAGGAAGGUACGUUUCAGAAGAUAAAUAGUAUAAAUAUAUCAGGUAUUAUAUAACAUGUAUAUUAUAGUAUAAAUAGUAUAUAUAAGAUAAAUAAGUUUAAUUUUGUUAUCAUUCAAUAUAGACAUUAAAUUAA
This is a messenger RNA of Saccostrea echinata, 546 nucleotides long. RefSeq lists its product as uncharacterized. The transcript is spliced from 4 exons. The record is from RefSeq and is a predicted model, not a curated record. Bases 45 to 437 code for a protein of 130 amino acids. NCBI's taxonomy places the organism in Eukaryota, Metazoa, Mollusca, Bivalvia, Ostreida, Ostreidae.